GUCCAUUAAGAAAUAUCCACAACAAUCUAUUGAAAAUUAUUAAUAUUUAUUCUGAUAACUCACAAUUUUCAUUUGUAAGAUCUAGACAUGUCAUAUAUAGAUAACUUAUCAAAAAAUAUAUAAUAAAAAAGCUGUGACAUUUGCUUUAAUCCGAUUUUUAUUUUUUACAAAUUCAAGUAGCGAGAUGAUGAAAGUGAUUAAAGGUUUUUUAUUUUUCAUUUUUAUUACCAUUAUUUCCUCAGAACAUGCUUCGCUUAGAGCUACAGAAGCAGACAUCAAAUUCUAUUUGUUUACCCAAAAAGACCUACUUCAUGGUACACAUCUAAAUAUUUCCGACAAAGGCGAAAUCAAUAGAUCUGAUUUCUCGAAAGACAAAGACACGGUGUUCUAUAUUCAUGGAUGGCUGGACAACAUCUCCUCCGAAACUCUGAUAAGUUUAAAAAAUGCCUAUCUGUCAAAAUAUGACGUUAACAUGCUUGUUGUCGAUUGGAGUACGUUCGCAGAUAGUAUAAUUUAUAAAAUAGCCUACGACAAUGUAGAACCAAUUGGAAAUGUACUUGGACAUUCAAUAGAACACCUUGUUCAAAAUACUGGAGCAAACUUAAGCAGAAUGAUUAUCGUUGGACACUCCUUGGGAGCUCACGUGGCUGGUGUAGCUGGUAGAAUUCUCAAUGGAAAAUUGGAUCACAUUAUGGGUUUGGAUCCAGCUGGUCCAUCAUUCACAACAGAAAACACCAGAAACCGUCUUACGCCCGGGAGUGCACAAUUUGUCCACGUUAUUCACACUUGUGGUGGUCUUAUAGGAUAUUUGAAUAGCUUAGGUGAUGCGGAUUAUUACCCAAAUGGUGGAAAGAACCACCAACCUGGCUGCGAAAUGGACGUGCUCGGUAAUUGUGCCCAUUUCUUAUCCAUUAAGUUCUAUAUUGAAUCGAUAUUAACGGGUAACUUCAAGGCCAGAAAAUGCGGCUCGUAUGACGACUUCACUAAAGGAAAGUGCAACGAUUCGCCAAUUUCAUAUAUGGGGCAAUAUAAAGUUGACAAAGGGGCACAGGGAUCAUAUUUCCUCCAAACCAAUAGGAAGCCACCAUAUGCUAAAAAUUAAUGUGAUUUAAUGUAUAUUUUGUAUAGAAUUAAAUUAUUCUUUUACUUCUUGUUA
Messenger RNA from Diabrotica virgifera virgifera (western corn rootworm), 1156 nucleotides. Its product is annotated as lipase member H-like. The coding region runs from base 185 to 1102 and encodes 305 amino acids. The record is from RefSeq and is a predicted model, not a curated record. Gene Ontology annotation, biological process: lipid metabolic process. The transcript is spliced from 4 exons. NCBI's taxonomy places the organism in Eukaryota, Metazoa, Arthropoda, Insecta, Coleoptera, Chrysomelidae. Gene Ontology annotation, molecular function: lipase activity.